AUGGGUGCUGAGUACUUGGGCUUGACAGCGACAGGAUGGAGUCGCAUGACUGCUAGCUGGUGGGAAAGAGUCCUGGCGAUUCUCCUAGCGGUUACAGUCGCCCUUGGCUCUCUGUAUAUUCUUUAUAUCAUCGGCAGAACUUUUGCACGUUAUUGGCGCACACGCCAUAGACUCACCAAAGUCCCCUCCUCUGUUAUACGUCACCUGGACCGAUUGAAAACAGAGACACCAAAGUUCAUUAGCUCCCGAUUGGAUUUGCCAGAACCCAAGGCUUUUGGCGUUUACCUGGGAAGCUUUGCCAGCCCUCCAAACUCGGACCAGACUCGUCUGCUUUCUCAAUGGGACUUGGUAGUUCUUGACCCAUUGCAGCAUGGCGUUCUGGAUGCUCUUACUAGAAAGACUGCCGGCGCGCAUACUGUCGCAAGAUUGGAUAUCCGCAAGCUUGUCGCAACUGAUUCCGGCUCUCAGCGGGAUGAAGUGAUUCGUGCAAUUAGCGUUCUCACCAGUACCAUGUUGAGCUAUCUCAAACGGCCCCAAGACUCACAAUCGCCUUUCAGUGGUGUCCUUCUAGCAGACUGCAGCAGCCACCUUCAGCCGGUUGUCUUGAACGAAGUUGUUAAAUUUAUCAACGGCCUCGGUCUUGACGUCUGGAUGGAGUUCGGACCCAUUGAAUUCCUCGAGGAAAAGCAAUGUCGCGAAAUCGACUGGCUACCAAUCAGAGGUGUUAUCUACCGGAAUGGAACAGUUCGAACCGACGGUGACAGAUGCAACUUUUUCCAGCAGGAAAAGAUGAGAACAGUCAUGAGAGUCGCCGCAGCUCAGAAACCAAUCGGAACAUCUACAGUCGCCAUGUGGGAUACUGUGGAUGAUGGAAUCGAACUCGGCCAUGAUGUUCUUCACCGAAGCUACAAGUGGUGCAACUACAUGAGUGCCAUGAGUUGGAUCGCACCCAAAGCUGCUCUCACAGACGCGGUUGCUGCUACUGCAAAGACUGUCAUAUCUGAACCUAUCGGAGCGUUGAUGUGGAUGAAGAAUGAGCAGACUCUGGCAGCGCACGAAGUUUGGAGACACAAUGAGAAUAUCACUGCUUCCUCUACUGGGCAUGAAAAUGUUUACAACUCUUUGCAGAAUUUUGUUCCCAACCUGAAGAAGAAACUUACCUUGCUUCCGCAUCUCCCUAAGAUUGAUGCGAAGGAAGCCAUUACGGUCAAUGGGCUGCAUUAUUCAGCUUUGAAUGAGUCUCUAAUGGUGAACCCCUUCUCUAUGUCUCCAGACGGCGACGAUUACGCCGGCUUGGGAUGCUUCCAGAUGGGUCUCGAUCUCGAAGAAAAGGACAUCAAAGAUCUUCUCCAAGCUCAGCGACAAGUCCGGGAUUUGAAACUUCUGGACCCAAUCAAGCCUGAUCAGUUACGGGAUAUUGCUGGCGAGCUUGCAGUUCUCUGCAAUUCUCAGGGAGAUGGAUGGAGAGCUGCAAGCGAGCUGCAUGAUAUUCUUGUCGCUUGUGACGGUACUGAAGAUGACUGUAUUCGAAUUUACUCAGGAUUGCACUCUGGAUUCCGUACUCGCAUGGAGACUCAAGUCUGGGGUAUGUAUGACAAGACUCCCGGAUACGGCCCUCUCGAUAUUUAUCUCUCCGGUAAGUGUGAAAUUGGACGUACAGGGGCGAUUCUGCACACCUACAUGUCUAGCAAAGGCCAUUCUCGCUUUCAGUGUUUCGAGGCUGAGGUGGCUCUGGCUAAUGCUACUGGAUCUCUCUCUGAACAAUGGAAGCAUCUGCCCCCGCGAAUUGUCAGCGAUAUUGAGCAGCUCAGCCCGACUGAAGCUCUCCUUUGGCUGAGACGACUGUCUUUGACCCUUAACAAGGAAUGUGCCGAUUUUACCGCAAAUAUUCGUGCCUGUACUGAGCACCAGCUUAUCCGUGUUCCAAGUCUUGGUCAGCUCCGUGCCCUUAGCUCUAGCGAGUACUUAAGUGGCAAGGUUUCGGCUGCUGAUCUAGUUGCUUCUCGCCUGGCUUGGUACCGUGAACAGGGCUGCUGGGCCCCCGAAGCCUCGGGUGCAACUGCGCUUUUCUUGGAGAUCGAUUCUCGUUUGCCUGAAAUUUUGAAGGCUGGCGAUUCAAAAACACUUGAGCAAAUUGCUGACGUCAUUCAAACCGUUAUUCAGAAGAAUUUUAUUGACGCUGGAGUUGACUUCUUCACUUUUGCUGUUUUCUGUGCAUUCCGUCGCAUCGCCUUGGAUGAGGUUUACUUGGAAGUUCUUGACCGAAAUCCUCUCCCCAACAAUCACGAUGUGCAGGCUUCCUGUUUUGCAGAGAUGUUUGCCUUAGGUGCACGCUGUGACAUGUUCUUCGAUAUGAAGCCAAAGCUGCUUGGAAAAAUCAUCGCUGCUCGGUACCGCAAGUAUUAUCACAUCCACCCGCCACCACGACGCAGUGAGGUCUUCACCGAGAUUCCAACCGCAUAUGCUUCCAUGGAUUUGGAUCUAGAUCCUGAGGGAGACAAGAUUGAGACACCCUUCUACUAUCGCAUCACUUUCCUUGGUAUCUUCGCUUUACCUGCUCUCAUCGAUAUUAUGAUGUUGACAACUGUCGGACGUGGUCUUUACCUGACUACUUUCAUGAGCGACAUCGACAAGACAUUGGCUACAACCGCUCUUAUGAUAGCCCUUCUUGUCUGUGGUGGUUUUGGCAGCUGGAUUAGUUCUGGAGGAAGCUACUAUCUCUACGCUAUGGCUUUCCCAGCUAUGAGUAUGUUCAUCAUGACCCGCUUCAUUGCUGGGGUCGCUGUUGCCUUUGUUGCUGGCAUCAUCGCUAUGAUUGGAAUUGGUUGUGUCAAAGGGUUUGCAGCAGGUGUUUUGUUUUUCCUUUACUUCUUUUUCCUUUCCUCAUAUCUUAUGCUUCUCUCGGUGCUUGCUAUUUAUCAAAUGCCUGGAUUUGACUUUCAGUCUGGACGAACAGUCAUCAUCUGCAGCAUUCCCAUUCUCUUCAUCUCCCCGAUUCUUACCCUAUGGGUUGGCCACGACUCAGUGAUCUACCUUUGCUGUGUUGGUGUUUUCCUGACAUCUCUCCUUUUGGGUGCACGGCGAGUCAUCUCUCAGUGGAACACCUGGUAUCUAAACAUCCCCACCGUCACCGAUGGGGAGGUGACCAAUUGGUAUGUCCAGAGACAGCAAUCUCCCAGUGCUGAUCUGCUCAAAGAGCUCAGCUCUUCUACUCUUCCCCGGAAGACCCUGGUGGAGAUGGUGACGAAGGAGCGCAAGCGCCCUUUCUGGUCAAAGGCAACCAAGGAUCCAUUUGUCGCCAAGUUGGCCGACAGGUAUUCAGCUACUAUGUUCCUUCUGGUUUGGUACUGUCGGUACUCACGAACCGUUAUGCCCCUUGCCUACAGUCCUACCUGGAAUCUUCAGCUCAAAGCUGCUGUAGAUACCAUGGGAGAUAUGCAAAAGGGUCUCAAGAUGCAUAACGCUUUCCUUCACUGGCGUCACACUGGUUCUGAUGUGUGGUGUGGCAUCCUUUACUUUAUUAUUGCCUUAAUGGAUAAGUGGACUGCUCUUAUCACCGGUGAGGCACUGGUCGGUCUUUCUACUGCAUCCAGCUCCGAUUACCGUCUAUCUGUUGGUUUCGGUCUGGCAUAUUAUCUUGCUGGUGCUCUGUUCCUCGACACGGUUUCCCAGCCGCUCUGGACAUCUGUGAAUGAGCGAACCAACAAGGAAAUAUCCUCCCUGGAUAGUCUUCGCGAUGUCCUGUCUCUUAACUCUAGCAUGAGGCGAUCGCUCUACUGGAGGAACCUCACCAAGUUUUUCUUCCUUCAUAUCUGGGGCUGCGCAGUGAGCUUAGCUCUUCUCUGGUCAUUUGAAGAUAAGAAGAGCUCCACUAUCAUGUACCUGACCUAUAUUGGUGCCUACAGUGGAGUUCUUUUCUAUCAGUAUAACCGAAUCUUUACUGGAACCCAGGCGGCGAAAUGUCUUGCUCUGGGCUCCGUCGUCGGAUUCGUAACUGGUAUCACUCUUCACUGUGUCCUCCCUCCCUUUACCUGGAGCAGUGUCAUCGGAUUGGGUGCUGGUACAUGGACUGCUGCAAUAUACUCGAUGUUCAUGGCAGAUAUCGGCCUUCCCACCUUCAAGCGCAAGUCGCCGAUCAAAACUAACACAGACAAAUCAUCCUAUCCAACCUACACCUGCAGUUCUCUCGAGCCAUACUUAGAUAUCUCACAGACAACGAUGGCAGAGACCUUCGACAAUAUCAACGCGCUUUCAGCCGAUCACCGCCAUCUCCUCGAUCCCGCGAACCAUCCGGGUUCCGAAGUCAGAAAGAAUAUCCUGGACAGCCACGUUUUACUCAAAUCGAACCUUGUUCAGGCGGCCUUCCCUGAUGCAGGACAUCUGCUUACCGAAAUUGUGCGCCAAUGGGAGACUGGCAGGACCGUGGUUGAGUUUGUCUCCGCUGAGCACCUGCUUCAAAAGGAACAGAGAAUCCGAGCUGUCACGCGCCUGAUUGGCAAUGAACUUCACUUGUUCGUUAUCCUUGGACCUGGUCUGAUGGGAGACUGGACCUCUAAUAUCCGCCGCAACUGCCAAGCCAUUGCGGAAGCUAUUGUCCAGGCUACUGCCGAAGCCAGAUUGGGUCUUUCUCAGGACCACUCUAUGGUUGCUGAGAUGCUUGUUGUGCAGCAUCGCGAGGACUCUGAUCUUUCUGUUCCAGAAGGCGUCAAGUAUCAGCUCGAGCGAAACCCAGCUGAGUGUCUCCGUGUCGCCACCCAAGGUCGGAGAACCUUCCUUCGCCAUCUUCUCCUUGGUGUGGAUUGUGACCUGGAGUGGGACAGUCUUCCAGAGAGUGCCAGGUCUUUUCUGGUUCGCCGUUGCUCAGGAAAGCCUGGCCCGAUCACGUCGUCUGAGCUUGAAUGGCUCCAGGCCAGGGCUGGCGUCUCGAGCCUCGAGGCUAUCGGUACUUAUGUCGCACGAUAUAAUCUUGGCGUCGCCAUGUCCACUGCCGUCAACUUCUUUGCCCAGACCUGGAUGAACCAUGAUCAAUUCCCAGACCACCCAGUUUUCGUUGAUUCGACCUUUGAGAAGCCCUUCCAAAGUCUUUUGCCGCCUCCUAUUGGCGCCAAUUUGCCCUUCUUCGAGAAAUUCAAGCUCUUCUUCCUUCAGCUGCACUAUAACAUCAGGACAACUCUCAAAUUCCUUAUCAUACCUCUUGUUGCUGAUAAUGAGUACCAGCGUGAACUGAACUACAAGCUUCGAAGGAAACCCCUCUUCUUUGCUGUACCUACAAAGCUGGUGCUUAACAGUAUCUGGUCUUUCGCCAAGCUCCUCCAGCGCAUUCUGAUCCCCCUGGUCUUACUUCAUGGACGUGAUAAUAUCUCAAACCUGUACAAGGCCACGCGAGGCUGGAAGACGAUUAUCGAGAAGGAUCGCAUUUUGGUCGAGAGCCUCAACGGACCCAUGUCCUGCUUCUAUCGGAUCCUGCCUGAUGGCAGCGCACGACUUUACCAGUACUCUGGUAAUCAUGCCGAGGUUCCGGGAAAUCUUUCUCAGCUAGAAGCCAUCAACACCUACUCAAGCAAGCUUGUAUUGCUCCGACGCGAGGAGUACAAGGUUAACAAGGUCAUUAAUGACUUCAGCUAUGAGUAUGCCGAUAGCAGCGAAAAGACGCGUGGAAAGAAGCUACCAAUCCAGCGGCACUGUACCGCAGGAGAGCGCGAGGGCGAAGUCAUUCAGUAUGAUGAGCGAGGUUAUAUUGUCUCUGGAUCUGGCAUGGAGGGUGUCAACCCUGUGCAGUUUAAUUUCGCUUUCCGAAAGAACGCCAAGUUUGAUGAUGAGCUCCUGUAUGGAGAGUACAACUUCCCUCACAUUCAGAUCAAGGUAACAUGGUGUAUGCCACCGCCCAACCGACCCGAGCGCACCAACACAUGGAUUCCUUAUCCCAGAGUCAGUGAAGCGAUGUUCAUCCAGGGUGAUGAUAUUCAUUUCGCCAGAUGGACAUACGAUCACAAGUUCCACCCCAUCAUUGAGACAACAUUGAACGGCAGAGAGGUCGAUACUCCUGCUAUGAUUCGUGAGGAUUGGUUCCACGUCCUGGACAAGCCAACUAAAAGUAGCUUCUUGCAUGAUAACCCCAUCUUCUUCUUUAACUCUGUCAAGUCGAACUUCUUUUCUCGUCUCUUGCGACUGAACGUCAAGCAACGCCGCAUUCCCACCUCGCGUGCUCGAACAAAUCUUUGGAAGUCGUGGAAAGGAAACAAACACUUUGAUGCAGUGACAACAAUCUGGCUAGAUGAACUUCUGCUUAGAUCCGACCGCGUUCUUCGUCCUUACUGGCGUAACCGCGACUUUGGCCGCAUGGAAGCUGCUACCAAAUACCUUGACGCCCAAGUCGAUACUAUUCUGGCUCGAGUUGAUAUCGAUCCUGAUGUCAGUUCCUGGACACCGAUGGCGUACAAGGUCAGUGAUCUGUACAGCUUUGGACAAGGUGGCGAUGCCAGAAUCAACACCCGCACGCUUUCUACCCAGAUUCAAGACACCGAUACUCAGCUCCACGUUCUCGCAAUGGAUACCGCUACCUGGCCCAACGAGCCUGGCGGUGUGUCUGCCUGCCGUCGUGAUAUGAUCAACGAUCUAAAGAACACCAGGUGGCACAUCAUCUCCGAAAACGCCAAUGACUAUGGAGUGCCUAAAUUUCAGAUUGAGAGAAAUGUCCAAUCCCUCACCCUUCUUCCUCAGUGGGGUCUGGAUUUCCUGAAUCCGACUCAUGGUGUUUUCCAGAACUGCCUUGACUCCGCUGUUGUUGACAGAUCUCAGGACACUCGCGUUGAGGAUAUUGAAAAACACUUCAUCCCUAUCCUCGCCAAGUUGGUUCGCUGCGCUCGUACAACCAACCUGAACCGCCAACACAUCGAAGAAGCAACCAAUGCUCUCGUCGACCUGAACACAUACUUUGAGUCUGGCAGAAGCUGGAACGACGUAUGGAUGAGUGAUAGUGUCAAGAGUGCUUGGCGCCAGAUGUGGCUGUCUGAAGAUGUUGACGAUGCGAUUCCUGUAUCGCAGUGGUGGAAUGCUGAGCUCCCAUCGUUGCAUCAGCUUGACAACGCUCUUGACAUGUGGCAUCGCUAUCUAUUCAUCUUCUCCAUUCCCGUACCGGAGAGAAUUCCCGAUGUCUUCCAGGUUUCUCACCACUUCACAGGCGCAACAUACGGUGUCAUUUGCAAGGCUAAGCGCAAGUGUGCUCUCCAUGUUUGGGAUCACUGUGUUAGUUUCCGAGAAAUGACUGUCUUCUUGUCUGCCGCCGUGUCUUUUGAUUCGACCUUCGUCAACACCUCCCUUAUCUCCCUUGGUCAUCUUGCAUGUGUUCUUAUUGAGCAUCAUGCCGAUGUCGUUCUUCCUUGUGCGGAGUACUUUAACCCCGGCUGGGAAGUUGAGCUUGGAACAGCCGAGGGUACCCUUCAGCACCGUCGCACUUUCGCUCGCAAAAUCGAUCCCGUCGUCAACGGCAUUACCAACAUGGAACGGUACAAGCCGAUCGAGAAGAUCAAGACCAAGACACCUACAGUGGUCAUGUUGUCUCACGUCCGCUACGUCAAGGAUCUGAAGACCGCCAUCAUGGCCACAGAUCUGAUCGUGAACAAGUGGGGCAUGACUGACUACUGUCUUCAUAUCUACGGUGACAUGGAACGUGCUCCUGCAAUUGCAUCUCAAUGCCAAGAAGUUAUCGCAUCCAAGGGUCUACGCGAGCAUGUCAUCCUCAAGGGUCUAGGCAACCCAUCUGUGGUGCUCCAGGAUGCAUGGCUCUUCAUGAACUCUUCCAUCUCAGAAGGUCUCCCUCUGGCCAUGGGUGAAGCUGCUUUGACCGGUGUCCCCGUCGUUUGUACAGACGUCGGUGCAUCCUUCUGUGUUGUAACAGACAGAGCAACAGGCAAACGGUUCAGCGAAGUCGUCGCCCCCAACGACUACGACUCUCUCGCCCGAGCCCAGAUCCGCGUCCUUGCCCUCCUAGAACAAUGGGCUCCCUUCGCUGAAGAUAAGGAAGGAGACGUGGUGCCGAAGCUCGAGUUCAACCCGACACCCGAAGAGAUCAAAACAAUAUCCGACCGCAUGUACGCGAAGCAAGAACAACGCAUCCGCUUCGGAAUGAAGGGUCGUGAUAAUGUGCUCAAUUCCUUCUCGAGUCACCGUUACCUCCGCGAGCACGAGCAAAUGCUCUGGCUAGGAAAAUACCAAAGCCACAGCUUCAUGUCUCGCAGUGCCGUGAACUCAGCCAGCUCCAGUGCCAUCUUUACCGAGAAGAAGACUGCCCAGCAGCGAGUCUCAUAUCUCUCAACUACAUCCAGCGUGGCCACAUCACCGGACACACCCCGUUCCAUUUCUGGAUGGCGAGGACUAAGGAACUAUCAACAAUCUGGGUUCCGCUCAUCCAACUUGUCUGUCUCUCAAACGCUUGUUUAA
Messenger RNA from Penicillium taxi, 8439 nucleotides. RefSeq names its product glycosyltransferase family 4 protein. Bases 1 to 8439 code for a protein of 2812 amino acids. The record is from RefSeq and is a predicted model, not a curated record. The transcript has 4 exons. NCBI's taxonomy places the organism in Eukaryota, Fungi, Ascomycota, Eurotiomycetes, Eurotiales, Aspergillaceae. Gene Ontology annotation, molecular function: glycosyltransferase activity.